AGCGCGAGGAAGACGAGCUCAAAAUGCGUUGAUAUCAGUGUUUCCUGCGAGUCCUUACACAACUUCCGGCAUGUCGGAUAAUCAAAGCAUCAGCUGUUAUGGCCAAGAUGGCGCAUCAGCUGGCAGAAGUGGAGGCUCCCCUGGACACAAACCAAGCCGGGGAGCAAGGAAAGGGUGUUUUGAGGCGCUGUAGGGGGCGACCCAGACUCACAGACUCCGACCGAGCGCAGAGGCGGCUGGAAUCCAGAAAGAAGUACGAUGUCAGGAGGGUGUACCUCGGAGAGUCGCACAAGCUGUGGAGUGAUCUCCGCAGGCGGACCGGUCUGAGCGACGCCGGGCUGGCAGAAUAUCUCAUCCUACUCAACUCCACCUAUGGAGAAAAAUACCAGCAGAAAUACUGCGGGAAGAAGAUUGCCCCAGAAGUCUCGGCAAAACAGAAAAGAGGCAGGAAGCAAUGUGUGUCCAGCCUCCAGAGCCUGGUGUGUUGGUACCAGCAGCACUCACACUCUUGCCCACACGAGCCCCAGCUUAGAGCUCUAGAGACCCAGUCCAACUUCUCCACCUCUGCAGUCUGGCAAUGUGAAGGCAACCACUCGUUUGUGCAAUACCUUUUCUCACCUCUGGGGGAGGCAAGUGACUCUGAGGGAGUGAACAGGGACAGCGAUGGAGAGUGUGCAGUCAAAACAGACGUGUCUGUAGCAAAAAACAUAGUAAGCCGGAAGAGAAGGAAGGAGGCUCACAGACAGUUGAAAGAUGUGGGAGAAAAUGUGGAUGUUUCUGAGGAACAUCAGGAAACUGUAAGCCAGGUAGAAGAGGUUGUAGCUCCAACCCCUGAAGCCAGCGUAGUGGCCUCUUCCAAGGGAGCUCCGCUGACAGGACAGUCUAUCUGGGAAGUGGAGAUGGUGCGACAGCAAGGCUCCCUCACAGCGGCUUUUCACUCUGUCCCCACAGAGGAAGAGGAGGAGACUGAAGAUCUGAGGCAAGGUAAGGAUGGAGGGGAAGAAGAACGCCUCAGAGAAGAGGAAGUCAGGACUGUUAGGCACGAUUACGAGUGCGUUAUGACGGCAUCCUUAGCUGAUGACCUUGACAAGUCUGAUGAGGACUUGGUGCUGUCGCAGAGCCUGAGUGGCUCAGUGCGCCUGGGUGCUCAGACAGAACUGUCAGUCCCACCGACCAUGCAGGUCCAAGAGCAGAGCGAACUGUUUGAGCCUCAGACUCUGCAAACGGUGGUGACUGGCUGUGAGAUUCCUGACCAGAGGACGGCUUUGGAGGGCUCACAGUUAAUUAUCAUCACUGGCCCCAGCUACGAAGCCCUGGCAUCCGAGGGAAUCCAACUCAACAUGGGAGGCGGAAAUGUGGAGGAAGUCACCUGCACCGUCAUCGGGGGCGUCACCUACAACCAGGUGUGCACGGCUGACUCGAAAAUCAGAACAGCAGAGGAUGAGGACUCCAUGACAGGUUUGACUGACAAACAACUGCUGCAGCCCAGUGUUGACACUUUGGAGCUGGGCAGUGACAGACAGCUGCAGAGGAGUCUGAGCAGGUCAAAGAGAAGCAGACGAGGACCGGUGAUCGAGGCUGAUGGGAUGGUCAAGAUGUUCCACUGUCCGUACGAGGGCUGCAGUCAAGUCUAUGUAGCAAUUAGCAGCUUUCAGAAUCACGUGAACCUAGUUCACAGGAAAGGAAGGACAAAGGUUUGUCCCCACCCUGGCUGUGGAAAGAAAUUCUACCUGUCGAACCAUCUGCAUCGCCACAUGAUCAUCCAUUCUGGCGUUAGAGAUUUUAUCUGUGAGACUUGUGGAAAGUCAUUUAAACGCAAAAAUCACCUGGAGGUUCACAGGCGGACCCACACAGGAGAAACACCACUCCAAUGUGAAAUCUGUGGCUACCAGUGUCGCCAGCGCGCAUCCCUGAACUGGCACAUGAAGAAACACACUCCAGAAGCCCACUACAACUUCACCUGUGAGUUCUGUGACAAGAGGUUCGAGAAGCUGGACAGUGUCAAAUUCCACAAGUUAAAGAGUCACCCAGACAAGCAGGCAACCUGAGGUGCAUAAGCAUUACUGGCUGGACACCUCUGAGACCAAAGGAAGUCUUCCAGUGAAGAGAGAGACUUUGCCGCGUCUGUAUUGCCUUGCACGUCCAGGGCGAUGAACAUCAGCCGUGUUUUUACAGGCUGAGGAUGAAGGCAGGAGUGAUUCGGACUAACAGCUGUGCAGGACGCAUGCUGUGUCAGAGGCUAAUUUCCUCAUUUGGUAAAGAGUGAUUCCUAAAUAUUUCAAGCAACUGUUCACUUACCAGACUUGGCAAAAUCAGCCAGAAUUAAUUUGAUAUGUUUUCUGUUUUUGUUUUGUUUUUCAGGACAAUUUCCGAUAUUAAAAAAGAAGAAGUGAUUAAACGUAGCUGUAAACAUUAGCAAGGCUCGUUAACUAGCUUGCUAGUAACUGUUGCUUUCUGAGCUAGUUGUGCUUUGUUACAUGUUCAUUUUUAUUUGGGGUUACGGAUUAAGUAAAAGAACCGGUCACGUUCAUGACCAGCCCACACACCGUGUAGUAUUUCCCCACUCUGUGGGAACCAAUUCAGGAUGCUUCUAGAUCUGAGAUUUGGCUAAUUUUUUUCAGCAACCAUAUUUGUUUCCUUUGGCGUGAGCAGACAGUCGUGUAAUAAUAAAUGUUUUUGUAGGCUCUGGAAAGUGUCCUGCAGUUACAUAAAGGGCAUAUUGAAAACAUACAAAAAAAAAUGUUUUUUGGUUUUUUUUUUAACUUUAGUAUGAUCAGUUCAUUAAUGUGUAACCAUGAAGAUCUCUGUUUCCUUAAACAAUUCAGUUCAGUUUCAUUUAUACAAUGCUAAAUCCCAAAAGCUGUCACCUUAAGGUGCUUUAAAUAGUAAAAUCAAUAUAAAGUCCAGCAAUCAGAUGACCCCAUAUAAGCAAGCACUUUGCAAAAGUGGGAAGGAAAAACUCCCUUUUAACAGGAAGAAACCUCCAGCAGAACCAGACUCAGGGAGGGGCAGCCAGCUUUAACUGGUUGUGGGUGAGUGGAGGAAAACAGGACAUUUAAGUAUAGCUAAACUCAAAUUCGCAGUCCUUUUCUGAAGCACCAUUGCUACGUUUGAAUCGAUCCCUGGAAGUUUCAUUCUGACCACUUACAUCUGCGCUCCUGGUAAAAUCGACUUUCGUGUCAAGAUGACUAAGAAAGUAUUUUCAGCUCCUUUGUUAUUUUCCAAGUUGAUGAAUUUGCAGGUUUUAAUUUAGCACAGAUAUUAUGUGAGGUUGGUGCAGCUCUAGCAAAUAUCUUGCCUUGGGAGCAGUACCAGGACUACACUAGCUUUGGACCCCCUGAGGCUGGGUUUGUGUCUCCUCCUGGAGUUGAUUUGGUGAUCUUUUGCACAUAAGGUGAAUGUGCUAGCCACUACACCAUGGACUCACUAGACUGACCCAUGAGUCAUAACUGUUAAGGAGACCUGUAUCUCUGUCUGUGACCUGGAAAACAAACAACCAUUUUCAGUUUUCUUUGUCAUUUACAAGUUAGAGUAUAAAGUCCUGAGCUAUCUGAUUAGUUGGAAAUGGCCUCCUCAAACACAGCAACUAUUGUUUGCUCUCUGUCAGUGCAGUAAAAUUCAAAUUUUUAUCCAUCCUGACAAAGUUAAUUCACAACCCUUCUACUUGCUUCAUUUGGCUUCCUGCUUAUUCGCCAAAACUAAAUUCAAAUUGCAGAGAGGAGCGAUUUGCUUUUAAUGGGCAGAAUCACAGAACUGAUCGAUCCAGGUAACAUAACUGGUCUGUAGGUUGUGUCUGUCUACACUGCAUGUACAGAUUCAAAUGUAGGCUUUUCUGUUCCAGUCACUCAAAGCGACUGUUAGCUACGUUGCUCGGGAGAGCAGUAUUUAUUUGACCACCCCAGUUUCUCCGACUCCCAGAGUCCAAUGGGAAAGCAUGUGAGAUUGAUGUGACAGUUUCUCAGGAAAAUUCACCUUUGUCUUCUGUGAUUUUUUUUUUUUUUUUUUUUAAAGAAAAUGCACUUUUUCCUCUGUUCUGUCACUUUGGCUAACUGGUGAAUCAGUAAAAAAUAUGUCACUAUGA
Molecule: messenger RNA, 4081 nt
Organism: Pelmatolapia mariae (spotted tilapia)
Lineage: Eukaryota; Metazoa; Chordata; Actinopteri; Cichliformes; Cichlidae
Gene: znf653
Product: zinc finger protein 653
Exons: 10
Coding region: 99-2048 (649 amino acids)
Biological process (GO): regulation of transcription by RNA polymerase II
Cellular component (GO): nucleus
Molecular function (GO): transcription coregulator activity
Source: RefSeq, a predicted model, not a curated record